AUGUCUACAGCCGACCCAACUCAGGUUCUUCACAUACUACGUUCUUUAUACCGCCACGUAUACUCACUAGAAGAGUUCACAAACAGAAUAGUGUUCCGUGAGGGGCACAAGGCGGUUCUCGUCCAGCAGGGCGACACGAACCGCUUCAAAUCGUUCGUGAAGAACGUUUUCGUCGGGUUCGACAAAGAACUGCAACAAGUGCCGAGCAACCACCAGAUCUGCACUUUUCCUGAACUGCUUGCCUUCAUUAUCAACAACCUGAAAAGGAAGAAAAAACGCAAUGUUUUGGCGCAUGGCUACAACCUACUACGGGAGGAGCGUGACGCCGACCCAUUCAAGUUUCAGGGCGAAGUGACCCAAAGCGCUGCUUAUCUUCACGGCAGCGAUCUGUGGAAGAAAGUGGCCCUGCGUCUCGGCACUGACAUCACACGGCACCUGCUGGAGAGCUGCUCCGUGUUCCUGAUGGUCCCGCCGUCAUGCGCAUUCCAGUUGUGCGGCUGUCCACUCUACGACAGGGUCUCCAUGACCGCUGUCCAUUCGGGGUUUUGCCUCCAGACGCGAACCAGGACUUGUCGUAAUGUAAAGUCUGUGAGGAAGAAACGUGCAGUGAACUUGAAAAGAAAGGAUUUGGGAGUGUCGCGUGGGAAAAGGAAGAGAGAAACCAACCAGAAAGAUGAGGAAGACAUGUCGUUUUCUGGAAAGCGGAGACGACUUGGAGAAACACAGGAAGUCAAAGAGACACUAGAAGAAGGACAGUCGGUGUCCUCCUUGCCUUUGGAAAUAAAAACAUCUGUUGCUAAACAGCAAGCUGAAACUAGCACAGCUCCUUUGGAAGGAGGACCAAGUUGGAGAUCAGGCAUUUUCCCUCCUUUGCCUCCCUCGCAAUGUUUCAUACGUACUUUGGCCUUGCUUUACGGCGGUCGGGGCCUGAGCGGGUUCCUUCUCAACAGGAAGAAGAGAGGUGCAGAGAGAUCGAGAAGACUUCAAGGUCAUGAUGUGGUGAGACUGGUUUUCUUCGAGGGGCUGGCGUAUCUGAACGGACUGGAAAGGAAACCGAAGAAGCUCCCCCGACGCUUUUUUAACAUGGUCCCUUUUUUCAGUAAGCUUUUGCGUCAACACCGGCAGUACGCCUACAGAAAAACGCUGCAGAGGUUUUGCCCGCUGAUGCAGAGCGACAUGUCUCAAGCCGAACUACGUUCUCUUUUACCCCAGCACUGUACGCCUCACCGAGUAUACCUGUUCGUAAGAGAGUGCUUGUGUGCUGUCGUCCCGUCUCAGCUUUGGGGUUCUGUGGCAAACCAUUGCCAUUUUUUGGCUCGCGUUCGGGGUUUCUUGCGCAGCAGCAAAUUUGACAAACUUUCAAUUGCGGAGCUUAUGUGGAAGAUGAAAGUAAACGACUGCGACUGGUUGAAGAUCAGCAAGAAAGGUCGUAUUCCUCCUAGCGAGCUCGCGUAUCGGACUCGGGUGCUCGGACAGCUCCUUACGUGGCUCCUCGACGGCUACGUAAUCGGUCUGGUGCGAGCCUGCUUCUAUGUCACUGAGUCCAUGGGACAGAAGAAUGCUUUGAGAUUCUACAGGCAGGAGGUUUGGGCAAGACUGCAAGAGCUGGCCUUCAGAGGUCACGUUUCCAAGGGCCAGAUGGAGGAAUUGACUCCAGCUCAGAUGGCGUCCCUCCCCAAAUCCACCGUCAUCGCCCGUUUGCGCUUCAUCCCGAAGACAGAGAGCAUGAGGCCCAUCACUCGAGUUUUGGGAGCAGAUGCCAAGACAAGGGUCUUCCAAAGGAGUGUCCGUGACUUGAGAGAUGUUCUGCGGGCUUGUAUACGUGCCACUCCAUCCCUUCUGGGUUCCACUGUGUGGGGGAUGAUGGAUAUCCACGAGGUGUUGUCUACUCUUGCUCCGGCCCAAAAGGAGAAACCACAGCCCCUCUACUUUGCUAAGGUGGAUGUUAGUGGAGCAUACGAGAGCCUGCCUCAUGACAAACUUCUCCAUGUGAUGGACCAAGCCCUAUCGCCUGUCCGAGAGGAGCACUUCACCAUACGCAGCUAUGCCAAAAUCUGGGCAGAUUCUUUCGAGGGACUCAGGAAGUCUUUUCUAAGACGGGCAUACCUUGCGGAUGGUGAGGUGGGCUCCACCAACAUGAAAGGCUUUGUCUCGGCACUGCAAAAAAAUUGCAAAGUUCACCACGCACUUCUGGUGGAGCAGCACGUCUCCACGGAUAUUCAUGGCAAAGAGGUGCUUCGAUUCUUCAACCAGAUGUUGACUAACAGUGUUGUGCAGUUUGGAGAGAAAAUGUAUCGUCAGUGUCGUGGGAUUCCUCAGGGGUCUGUCGCAUCCAGUUUGCUCUGCUGUCUCUGCUAUGGUCACAUGGAGAAUGUCCUCUUUCAAGGAAUGACCGGAGGCAAAGGACGAUUGAUGAGACUGGUGGAUGAUUUCCUUCUUAUCACUCCUGACCUACACGAGGCACAGAACUUUCUUAAGGUCUUACUUGCCGGUGUCCCGCAGUAUGGCCUGGUGAUCAACCCGCAGAAAGUGGCGGUCAACUUCCCGGUAUCCGAAAUGACAAGUUCCUGCAGCGACAUCCGCACGUUCGCCCCUCGCUGUCUUUUCCCGUGGUGCGGCUUGCUGCUGGAUACAUACUCACUAGAUGUCUAUAAAGAUUACUCCAGUUAUUCGGGCCUGUCCCUGCGCCAUAGCCUCACUUUAGGUUCCUUCCACUCAGCCGGGGAGCAAAUGAGGAGGAAGCUGAUGCUGCUCCUCAGACUCAAGUGCCUUGCCGUUUUCUUGGACUUGAAGAUAAACUCUGUGGCAACAGUCUACAAGAACAUCUAUGAGUUGGUGCUACUCCAUGCUUUCAGAUUCCAUGUGUGUGCUCAGGGAUUACCCUUUGGCCAAAAGGUUGCAAAGAACCCUGUCAACUUUCUGCGGAUGAUAUGGGACAUGGCUCAGUAUACCAAUCAGCUCCUGAAGCGUUGCAACAAAGGUUAUAAAGCCUUGGCUGGCAUUUUGCCAGAUGAAGCAGUGGAGUUGCUUUUCUGCCUUUCCUUUCUGCUGGUGUUGUCGCAACAUCGGUCACUCUACAAGGGGAUGCUUCCCCAUCUGCAAAAACGGAAGCGUAGUCUGGAGCGCCGUCUGGGAGAUUUGCCACUGGCCAGGGUGAGGCAGGCAGCCAAUCCCAGGACCCCUACGGACUUCUUGACCAUUCAAACUUAA
Nerophis lumbriciformis (worm pipefish) is the source of this 3210-nucleotide messenger RNA. Lineage: Eukaryota; Metazoa; Chordata; Actinopteri; Syngnathiformes; Syngnathidae. The record is from RefSeq and is a predicted model, not a curated record.